CAGUGUGACAGUGUAUUUCCGUGCGGCGAGCAGCUCCUCAGCCUGACAGAUGCAGCAGCAGACCGACGACAUGGAGGGGUCCAUGGAGUCCCCGAACCUGGAGUUUGAAUAUGGGGACACGGACAGCUUCACUGCAGAGCUCUCAGAGCUGUACAGCUACACAGAGGAACCGGAGUUCAGUCUAAACAGGGAUUACUUUGAGGAAGACUUCAAGAAUCAUGUGAAGGGCCGGAGGUGGAUGGAGUUGAGUAUGGAGGAGCAGAGGGCAUAUGUCAUGAGACUGCUGGAUGCUCUGGAGGUCACCGAUCGAGACAAGAGGCUCAAAGUAGCCCGAGCCAUCCUCUAUUUGGCACAAGGUGUGUUUGAUGAGUGCGACACAGAAACUGACGUCCUCUACUGGUCCCGACACAACGUCUUCCUCCUGUACGACAUGGGCAUCUUCACGGCUCUGCUGGAGCUCCUCAGCAUGGAGAUAGAUAAUAACCAGGCAUGCAGCAGUGCAGUGAGAAAACCAGCCAUUUCUCUGGCAGACAGCACUGAACUCAGGGUUCUUCUGAGCAUCAUGUAUCUGAUGGUUGAGACCAUUCGUGUGGAAAUGGAGGGUGACAGUCCUGAGAGGAAGGCAGCCAGAGAGGCCUUCAAAACAGAGUUGGGAUCACCCCUUUAUAACGGAGAGCCCUUUGCCCUCCUCCUCUUCACCAUGGUAACCAAGUUCUGCAGCAUGAAUGCGCCCCAUUUCCCAAUGAAGAAAGUGCUGCUCUUACUGUGGAAGACCAUACUGUUCACUCUGGGAGGUUUCGAGGAGCUGCAGGAGAUGAAGGUGAGAAUGAGAGAACUUUUGAACCUGCCACCGCUCCCUGAGGACAGCAUUAAGGUGGUGCGAAACAUGCGGGCCGCAUCUCCUCCUGCCUCGGCCAUGGAGCUCAUCGAGCAACAGCAGCAGCAGAAGAGAGGACGCAGGAGUCGUCGGAGUGCCUUUGUUGAUAGCUUGGAAGGAGACAGUCCAUAUGCCAAGAAACAGCCCCUGGUCAAGCAGGACAGCCUAGACACUUACAACGAACAGGACCCUUUCAAAAACGAUGAUGCACGGGAUGAGGAAGAUGACCCAGAGGAUGUGGACAGUGGCAUCGAGGGAGAGGUCGACCCUCUCGACAGAGAUGUUAUUAUCCAACCGCCACCACCACCACCACCACUGCGGCCGCCAACGGAGAGAGUGUCCUUCCCCAAGGGACUGCCAUGGGCUCCCAAAGUCAGAGAGAAAGACAUCGAGCACUUUCUGGAGACCAGCAGAAAUAAAUUUAUCGGCUUUACCUUGGGAAAUGACACUGACACUUUGGUUGGGCUACCCAGGCCCAUACAUGAGAGUGUAAAGACUUUGAAACAGCACAAGUAUGUCUCCAUAGCGGAGGUCCAGAUCAAGAGAGAGGAGGAGCUGCAGCAGUGUCCCAUGACUAUGGGGGAGGAGGAGGUAGAGGAAACACCUGCAGAGAUUCUAUAUUUGGGAAUGUUGCCUAGUCUCUCUCAGUAUGUAAUUGCUCUACUGAAGCUGCUUCUGGCUGCAGCUCCAACCUCCAAAGCAAAGACAGACUCUAUCAACAUCCUAGCCGACGUUCUGCCGGAGGAGAUGCCAAUCACCGUCCUCCAGAGCAUGAAGCUGGGCAUUGAUGUGAACAGACACAAGGAGAUUAUCGUCAAAGCGACUGCAGCUCUCCUACUACUGCUGCUCAAGCACUUCAAACUCAACCACAUAUACCAGUUUGAAUAUGUGGCUCAGCACCUGGUGUUUGCCAACUGCAUCCCGCUCAUCCUCAAAUUCUUCAACCAGAACAUUAUGUCUUACAUCAGUGCCAAAAACAGCAUUUGUGCCCUGGAUUUCCCUCAUUGUGUGGUUCAUGAAAUGCCUGAACUCACAGCUGAAAGCCUGGAAGCUGGUGACAGUAAUCAGUUUUGCUGGCGUAAUCUCUUCUCCUGCAUCAACUUACUGAGGAUCCUAAACAAAAUUACCAAGUGGAAACACUCAAGAACUAUGAUGCUCGUGGUGUUCAAGUCUGCUCCCAUCCUGAAGAGGGCGCUCAAGGUCAAACAGGCCAUGAUGCAGCUCUACGUCCUCAAACUCCUCAAGAUACAGACCAAGUAUCUGGGCCGCCAGUGGAGAAAGAGUAACAUGAAAACCAUGUCUGCCAUCUACCAGAAAGUCAGACAUCGGCUCAAUGACGACUGGGCAUAUGGGAAUGAUAUCGAUGCUCGGCCGUGGGAUUUCCAGGCGGAGGAGUGCGCACUACGCGAGAGCAUUGAGAAAUUCAAUAUGCGUCGUUACGAUAAGAAUCAGAACAGUGAGUUUACACCAGUAGACAACUGCCUUCAAAGCGUUUUAGGCCAGCGCGUCGACUUGCCCGAAGACUUCCAUUACAGCUAUGAGAUGUGGCUUGAAAGAGAGGUUUUCUCCCAACCUAUUCAGUGGGAAGGUCUGCUACAAGCCCAGUGAUCCUGUUGUGAUUAUUAUGGGACUUUUGUUUCUUAUUAAACCGACACAAUUACUGUGGAAUCACGCAAAUACUCAAAGCACUGAGGGUC
Molecule: messenger RNA, 2574 nt
Organism: Sinocyclocheilus anshuiensis
Lineage: Eukaryota; Metazoa; Chordata; Actinopteri; Cypriniformes; Cyprinidae
Gene: strip2
Product: striatin interacting protein 2
Exons: 22
Coding region: 50-2485 (811 amino acids)
Biological process (GO): cytoskeleton organization
Cellular component (GO): cytosol
Source: RefSeq, a predicted model, not a curated record